AUGUUGAUGGUGAUCAUUAUUCUAAUUCAGUUUGUCUGCAGUAAAGUUCUACUUAGCAUUAAUCGCAGCAGUCUUCGAGCAAAACCACGCGAUUUUUUCCUGGUUGUAAUUACAAGCGUUAAAGACAACACCGAAGAAUUCCUGAACGAUUUAUUUGAGGCGUCAUAUGCAAAAUCGAUUCUUACGAUCAACUUUCUGUCACCACUUCAAAACGAAUCGGCAUGGUUGAUGACCACAUUCAUGCCAUUUGUCAAGAGUUGCAACUCCCUUCAACAGCAUAAUAUUGCUAUUUUGACGGAGCAAAAUUAUUCUAUAUCAGGAUCUACCGAUGUAAUUUAUCCACAUAAAAUGCACGACUUUCGGCAAUGUCCAAUUAUAGCAGCAGUUUUCCACACACCUCCGUUCAUAAUUGUUUAUUCGAAUGGAAGCGACGAAACAGUCGAUGGUAUAGACACACGAAUUCUGGGACAAAUGGCACAAAAGUUUAAUUUUAAAUUAGUUUAUCGAACGCCACGGGACAAACGAGGUAGGGGAACAAUAUAUGCAAAUGGUUCGGUUACGGGAUGCAUUAAAAUGAUAGUUGAUCAAGAAGCCAACCUCACUGUCGGUGCUUAUAUGAGAACGCCAUCACGAAGUCAUUAUAUGGUACCGUCAGAAUCAUACAUACAAGUCGCUCUAGGCUUUGCAGUUCUACCUAGUGAAGACAUUUCGACGCCUAUGGAAAGAAUACUAGCUCCUUUUACAAUGCAUCUUUGGGAGUGUACUAGUCUAUUGGUUACACUUGCUGUGAUCAUUAUUUUAAUUACAAAAACAAUGACCCGCCGUUGGAGACACUUUGCUAUUGGCGGUGAUGUAAACAGGGCUCCAAUUCUUAACAUGUGGAACUCAUUUUUGGGUGGUAGCAUUGGCAAUCCAAUGUUUGCAACAGCUCGAUAUUUAAGUACAUUUGCCCGUACCCUACUUGUUAUAUGGUCAACGGGUUGCUUAGUGCUGCGCGGUUCUUAUCAAGGCGCUCUAUACGAUUUUAUGCAACGAGAAGAUCUCUCCUCACCUCUCGAUACCAUUAGCAAAAUAAACCAUUCCGAUUGUGAUUUGAUAGUCAUGAGUACAGCCACCUCUUCGCUGGAUGAAUUUUAUUUUGAUAGGAGCAGGCACUUGACUUACAAUUAUUCUCAGCAAAGGAUCUUCCAACAAGUGUUCGACAGAGAACUUACUGGAGCUGUAUACUGUAACGACUUACAAAUGAAGUAUUUUAAUCUAUUGAAUCCCCUUCGUCGCCUGCAAAUGACAAAAGAUCGACUAUUUCUCAUGUCUGUUGUUAUUUAUUUCAAUCAUGUGUCCGCUUUGCAACCGAUAUUCGACCAAGAAUUGUUAUUAUUAACGGAUUCUGGUCUCAUCCAAUACUGGGCACAAGAAUUUACUGAUGGAAGAUUGGAUAGCAAGAAAAACCGGCAACGCAUACCUAAAAAACUAAAUAUACAAAAUGUGCUCGCAAUAUUUGAAAUUUGCUUGGGACUAUUAACAAUUUGCUUGCUUGUAUUUGUUCUGGAAAAAAUUGGAACGCGAUUUACGUGGCUUAGAAAUAUUAUUGAAAAGUUAACUUAUUGA
Bradysia coprophila is the source of this 1608-nucleotide messenger RNA. RefSeq lists its product as uncharacterized. NCBI's taxonomy places the organism in Eukaryota, Metazoa, Arthropoda, Insecta, Diptera, Sciaridae. The record is from RefSeq and is a predicted model, not a curated record.